UUAGAUCAUACACGAUGAACCUGUUAUUCGAUCUAAAAUCUGAAAAUCUUAAAGAAACACUCUCUUAUCUUUUCUAUGAAUGUAUGACAAGGUACGAUGGUGAUUUUCAGAGUGACAAUGAAUCGGCCAUUUUUCCAACUCCAUUCUUCCUUGCAAGUAGUGCAGGAUCUGCUUAUAAUGAAUCUUAUACAUUAUUCGAAGGAACUUCUGAAAACUUUACUUCAAAUGAUUAUAAUCAAACUUUCUGUCCACUUACAUUCGAUGGGUAUCUUUGUUGGCCACCAACAUUGGCAGGGACUGUACAAUCCCUAAACUGUCCUGACUUUGUGGAAGGCUUCAAUACAAAUUUCUUGGCGCACAAAACCUGUCUUGAAAAUGGCAGUUGGUAUCAUCAUCCCGAUAGUGGUCAGGAGUGGUCUAACUAUACAAACUGCAUAGAUUAUGAUGACCUUAAGUUCCGAUCAUUUGUUAAUGAACUAUAUGUCAAGGGAUAUGGAGUCUCUUUGCUUGCGUUAGUUUUUUCUUUAAUGAUAUUCUUAGGAUUCAGAUCAUUGCGUUGCACAAGAAUACGUAUCCAUGUCCAUUUAUUUACGUCUCUAGCUUUAACAUGCAUCGCUUGGAUUGUUUGGUACAAAAUGGUUGUAGAAAGACCUCAAGACAUUCGUGAUAACCCAGAAUGGUGUAUUGGACUUCAUUUGGUUGUGCAUUACUGUAUGCUGGUUAACUACUUUUGGAUGUUCUGUGAAGGACUGCACUUGCAUCUGGUGUUGGUUGUGGUUUUUGUAAAAGAUACUGUUGUAAUGCGAUGGUUUAUUUUGUUCGGAUGGCUAUCACCUCUGGUUUUUCUUGCUGGUUAUGCAGCAGUGCGAUUCUAUCAUCCUACAGAUUCAGCACAUCACUGUUGGAUGUCGGAAAGUGAAAGCAUGUGGAUUUUAACAAUUCCAGUCUGUCUAUCACUUAUGUCUUCGUUUGUGUUCCUUAUUAAUGUACUAAGAGUGAUUGUUAGAAAACUUCAUCCAAAAUCAGCUCAACCGGCUCCGUUGGCCAUUCGGAAAGCUGCUCGGGCCACUGUUAUAUUGAUUCCUCUUUUUGGACUUCAACAUUUUCUAAUCCCAUAUCGUCCAGAUAGUGGCACAACUCUUGAACGUUUUUAUCAACUAAUGUCUGUCGUACUUGUAAGCCUCCAGGGGUUUGUCGUUUCGUGUUUAUUUUGUUUUGCCAAUCAUGAUGUUGCUUUUGCAACCAGAAGUUUUUUGAAUAGAUGGUUCCCGAAUCUAGUUUCACCCCCACCACCAGGAAGCAAUACAGGUCAAAUGGCUACAACAACUCCCAGCAGAGAACUGGGAGUUUGAGGAACUAUUAUUCAUCUAUAUUUUGUAUUGUGAUUUUAUUUAUUGAUUAUCGUGAUAAUACAAUAUUUUAGGCAUAAAAUAGUACUCUGAUGUAAUAUAUACGCAUUGCAUAAACAUUUUCAUAAGGAUGUAAUACAUAAGUCCUCCCUGAAAUAUUAUAGAAUAUAAAUUUUACGCCUCUAAUUCGAAUCAGCACGGCAAAUCAAAAUUUUUUCGAGUUAGAGAAGAUAAAAUUAAAGUUGACCGAGUUGAAGGCCUUGAAAAAUUAAAUAAGACUAACUUUUGUUUUCCAAAUAAAAUGAAAAAAAAACAUACAAAUCUCUUGUUCUUAAUUAAAUU
Eupeodes corollae is the source of this 1691-nucleotide messenger RNA. RefSeq names its product calcitonin gene-related peptide type 1 receptor (gene hec). Lineage: Eukaryota; Metazoa; Arthropoda; Insecta; Diptera; Syrphidae. The transcript is spliced from 10 exons. The record is from RefSeq and is a predicted model, not a curated record. Gene Ontology annotation, cellular component: plasma membrane. Gene Ontology annotation, biological process: adenylate cyclase-modulating G protein-coupled receptor signaling pathway; cell surface receptor signaling pathway. The coding region runs from base 15 to 1352 and encodes 445 amino acids. Gene Ontology annotation, molecular function: G protein-coupled peptide receptor activity.